This is a messenger RNA of Cetraspora pellucida, 173 nucleotides long. The record is from the annotation of a GenBank genome assembly. NCBI's taxonomy places the organism in Eukaryota, Fungi, Glomeromycota, Glomeromycetes, Diversisporales, Gigasporaceae.
AUGUCUAGGAAAAAUUAUAAAAAUCUUAGAGUUUCAGUUUUAGAAACUGGGCCUGGAGCUCCUUCUGUUGUUAGCUUUAGAGGGCCUAAAUAUGUUAUAAAUAUAACUUCAAUUCCAAGAGACAAGUUAGAUACAACUUUUCUUGUAGAAGCCUUUCAAGAUGCAUUUUAUAA